Pseudozyma hubeiensis SY62 is the source of this 1218-nucleotide messenger RNA. Its product is annotated as potential bud site selection protein. Bases 1 to 1218 code for a protein of 405 amino acids. Gene Ontology annotation, biological process: intracellular protein localization. NCBI's taxonomy places the organism in Eukaryota, Fungi, Basidiomycota, Ustilaginomycetes, Ustilaginales, Ustilaginaceae. Gene Ontology annotation, cellular component: plasma membrane. The record is from RefSeq and is a predicted model, not a curated record. The transcript has a single exon.
AUGUCGGAAAAGCGUCGCCCUCUCUCUUUGCAAUCCUCUCGUACCAGGCAACGACUGCCAACGCUGGCAGAGGUUCUCGCCCGUCGCACGCUCCCUCCUGUCGAUCUCUACUGCUUCUAUCUCUUCUUGCAGCGCGAGGCGGCUGAGGACGCGCUCGACUUUUGGCUGGAUGUUCAGCAGCACGAAAACCUGUGCAGAGCCUACUUCAAGGAUCUGCGCAAGUCCGGCAAGUCUGUAAAGGAUGAUUGGCCUCAAUACUAUGCCGAGGCACUCGAACGAGGCAGCAUUUAUAACAAGAUCAACGGCAUCAACGACCAGAUGAGCACCGCAAGGAAGGGUGCCGAGACCAGCUGGGAUCAUCACAGCCGCGUAGACAGUCCCGAUGGCAACUACUCGUCCCUCUCGCAUGGCGCCAGCCCUCUUCCUCCCUCUGUCGGUGGCUCGCGCAACGUCAGUGGAUCGUCAGCACCUCUCACAGCACCUCGCUUCCCCGGCGACCCGGACUACCUCGCUCAGCAGACACGCGCCGAGAGAAAGAGUAUCCUCGCCAAGCGAGGCUCCGUAGCUCCGACCGUCAUCUCGCGCUCUGCCGCCAUCACACGCACCGACCUCAUCGCAUCCGCCGAGCGCAUCUACGCGCGAUACCUGCUGCCUGGGUCCGAGAAGGAGAUCUACCUUCCAGCACCGCUGCGCAUCAACUCGUUCCCCAUCUCGUCCUCGGCGCUGCCGCAUCCACAGGAUGCCGAGCAACAGCGAGCGUUGGCUCGCAUCCCAGACAUGUUUCACACCCAGAAGGAGUACGUCUUCCGCACCAUGGAAGCCGACGUCUUUCCGCGAUUCCUGCGAGCCAAGGCGUUUGGCAAUCUCACGCCCAUCUCGGUGCUCGUACGUCUGUCGCUGGGUCUGCUGGCGUUGUGGGCAGCGCUCGCGACCGCGUUCAGCUUCAUCUUCUUGGACGUCGACCGUGUCAAACGAUGCUGGGUCAUCUUGCCCUUUUCGAUCGCAGUGCUGCUGCUCAUGUCGCAUCAGUACGAGUUGGAUCCGAUCUUGGUGCUGCUCGGUCAGAGCGAGACGACGCCGUUCAGGUUAAUUCGCAUCCGCGAACCGUACGUGUACAGGCUUUUGUUGCAACGCUCGCUCAGCGUGUUGUUGUUGAUCGCGCUGAUCACGGCAGCACUCACGGUGCUGUUUGUGUUUGUGCCUGGUCACAGGUUGUAG